Messenger RNA from Solea senegalensis (Senegalese sole), 1058 nucleotides. RefSeq names its product claudin i (gene cldni). Gene Ontology annotation, biological process: cell adhesion; bicellular tight junction assembly. The coding region runs from base 138 to 773 and encodes 211 amino acids. Lineage: Eukaryota; Metazoa; Chordata; Actinopteri; Pleuronectiformes; Soleidae. The transcript has 3 exons. Gene Ontology annotation, cellular component: bicellular tight junction; plasma membrane. Gene Ontology annotation, molecular function: structural molecule activity. The record is from RefSeq and is a predicted model, not a curated record.
UACAUAUACCCCAUCAUAUUAACACACAAGUCUUGUACAAAAGAAAACAGCAUCUUCAAAACAACUCCCAAACAGCGAGAAGAGCCUCAAGAAUCCUCCACCUUUGAUUUUCACAUUAGCGUCUGAGGAGUGAAAGGAUGGGAUCUGUUGGAGUGCAGGUGGUGUGUGUGGCCCUCGGGGUCCUCGGCCUGAUCGGGGUCAUCGUUUGCUGCGCUGUCCCUCGCUGGAAAGUCUCCUCCUUCGUAGGAGCCAACAUCGUGACCGCACAGACCAGUCAGCAGGGCCUGUGGACGACCUGCGUGGUGCAGAGCACUGGGCAGCAGCAGUGCAAGAACUACGACUCUGUGCUGGUGUUGCCCUCUGACCUGCAAGCCGCCCGUGCCAUGACCAUCAUCAGCUGCAUGCUCAGCAUCCUCAGUGUCCUCAUCCUCUUCUGCGGGGCCGACUUCACCACCUGCGUGGAGAACGAAGCCACCAAGCCCAAGAUCAGCCUGGUGGCUGGUGUGGGCCUCAUGCUGGCCGGUGUCCUCGUGAUCAUCCCCGUCAGCUGGUUUGCAAGCAACACCGUGAAGGAGUUCAACAAUCCGCUGCACAUGAGCCAGAGGUGGGAGCUCGGAGCGUGCAUCUACGUGGGCUGGGGGGCCGGCGUCUUGCUCCUUCUGGCCGGAGGUCUGCUGUGCUGCUUUAGCAGGCCCAAAUCUGGCAGCUCAGGUGGAACCGCCAAGUACUACAGCAACAGCAACGCGUCCGCCCCAAACAAGAACUACGUGUAGUGUCUUUAUGAAAGGACUGGAGUUUGACAGAAGGGACGGGAGGGCGAUUUAGUUGGUAAAAGACUGGGAAGGAACAAAGUUUAAACAGAAUGAGUCUGUAAAUACACCGAAUUCUGAUAAUAACUGGCUCCAGUUUGUACACGGUAAUCGUUUUUAAUAAUCAUUUAUUCCGGUGAUGUUUCAGUUUUGAUGUUCUUUUCUUCUUUGGUGCUGGGUUAUAAUCUGUAAAUGGAAGACAAACUCUACACAGGCUGCAAAUCAAACCACCUCAAACAGAACUUUUUU